AUGGGCACCGGUAUUCGACCACCCGCCAUUCACCCAACCUCAAGCCUCGCCCGUCCCAAAUCGUCCCUCGCAAGAGACCGAGGAACAAGAACAGCCAACUCAAGGCCUGCUACGUCUCUAGGAACCCGUGCAAGGAAUCAGGAUGGUCCCGUUAAUAAAUGUAUGGUUUCCCUUUUGUCCCAACCCAAACCAAAGGCUCUUGCUCGUGCUCCCGCUCGUGCUCCCGUGAGGCCCGGACUCGUCAAGGUACCCAAAGCAGAUACUCGAAACAUUUCACCACGCAAGACAUUUGCCGCAUCUACAAUGUCGUCCAUCCGGAAUAUCUCGACAACAUCAAUUACCGAACGGAUGUUGGGUCUUUCCCUGACCCCCAAGACACCCACCCCUGAGCCCCGUUGGCCAGUCAGCACUUCAAUGCUUCCUCGCCCUUCUCCUCAGCUGUCAACACCUCCCAUAGAGGACCCUUUCACUCCCGCCCCUUUCCCUAAAGAUCUUCUUACUACUCCUCGCAAAGCUCAAGCAAGACCCUUUCUAACAAAAGAUUCAAAUCUAGUGGCCUGGGACCCCGAAGAACAAUAUGGCAACAUCGAGAGAAUGUACGAAGAUGUUUGCAAGCAUUACAAGCAAGCCAUGGAAGACAACAUGGAAGCAAAAGAAAUCAACAACACUUACAAGUCCACCGUUGCGAAUCUUGAGCAAGAUCGGAAGGAUGCCGUCGAAGCCAUGAUCGCUCUCAGGUGUGAACUUGAAACUACCAAAUACCGCCUGGAAUCCGCCGAAAACGGAGCGCACGAGCUCAAACGAGACCAAGAAGCGGAAAUUGAAACCAUCAAGCAUCAGCACAGGGCAGAGCUUGAAAACGUUCGCCAGUCCCAUCGAGACGAUGUGGAGCGUUUGAAGGCGGACCAUAGAGAGGAGAUUCGCGAGCUGAAGAAAAGGCUGGAAGACGAACUCACACAUGAACGCACGCAACGGAUCCAGGCGUUGAGUCAGGUAUCCGCACAGGAAGCCAUUGAAAAGCAACGACAUCAGAUGGAUCUCGAAUCGAAAGAACACGAAAUUCGCAGUUUCAAACUGGAAAUUGAUCGACUCAAGGCGGAUCUCGAGAGAGAAAAACUCCUCAAUGAUGAUCUCCGCCGCAAUCUGUCGACCGCAGGCGACAACGCAACAAGCAUGGAAAGCGCCCGUCAAGCGUUACAGGCCAAGAUUGAGUACCUGGAAUCAGACAGCAAAUCUCAAUCAGAAGCGUAUGCUGCAAUGGAGAGGAGAAUGAAUGAGGCUCUGGAGAAAGCCACGGAAUGCGAAGAGAAGCUCCGCAAGGAAGAAAUGCAUCGACGCAAACUACACAACCAAGUGCAAGAACUAAAAGGAAACAUUCGAGUCUUCUGUCGUGUCCGACCCACCAAUGGAAGUGAAGCAGCCGAAGAGACUGCAAAGAUCACCAUUCCCGAGUCGGACGAAGAAGUCACAGACAUCGAAAUCAAAGGACCUGAGGAGACCAACAGCCUCGGAAAAGUGACGACAAAGACACAUCAAUUCACAUUCGAUCGAGUCUUUGAUCCGCGCAGCAACAAUGCGGAGAUCUUUGAGGAAAUCAGCCAACUCAUUCAAUCCGCGCUGGACGGCUACAACGUCUGCAUCUUCGCCUAUGGGCAAACCGGCUCUGGAAAGACAUUCACCAUGUCUUCUGAAGACGGCAUGAUCCCACGAGCAUUACGGCAGAUAUACGCUACAAGCAAAGAGUUAGAAGCUCGAGGUUGGACAUACACCAUGGAAGGCAGCUUUGUUGAAGUAUACAACGAAGAGCUGCGAGAUCUUCUGGGUAAAGAGUCCGACAACAGCAAUAAGAAACAUCAAAUUCUUCACGACAGCACAACAUGUGAAACCACAAUCACAGAUGUGACCACGGUCAAUCUGAACAGCCAGGACCAAGUCGAAGCCAUCCUGACACAAGCCAUGUCUCGUCGCUCGGUGGCUGCAACCAAAGCCAACGAACGCAGUUCUCGAAGCCACUCUGUGUUCAUCCUCAAGCUUGCAGGGUAUAACAGCGUGACGGGUCAGAAGAGCAAAGGCACUCUGAACCUGGUUGAUCUCACUGGAUCAGAAAGACUGUCUCAUUCCAAGGUCGAAGGUGCACGACUGAGGGAGACACAAAACAUUAACAAGUCGCUCUCAUGCUUGGGCGAUGUUAUCGGUGCACUGGGCCAGCAACAAGCAAAUGGCUCAUUCAACGCUAGAGAGAGUGGCAACAGUGUUGGAUCCAACUCCUCGUCAUCCGUCGCACACAUCCCCUACAGAAACAGUAAACUCACCUAUCUGUUGCAGUACAGUCUAGGUGGGAAUAGCAAAACACUGAUGUUCGUCAUGGUGGCACCAGAGAAGAAGUGCCUUGCAGAGACGAUCACAAGCCUGAAGUUUGCCGAAAAGGUGUCCAAGACGAAGAUUGGAGUGGCGAAAAAGACAGCAGGAGGGAAGUAA
Messenger RNA from Fonsecaea pedrosoi CBS 271.37, 2478 nucleotides. RefSeq lists its product as uncharacterized. Gene Ontology annotation, biological process: microtubule-based movement. The coding region runs from base 1 to 2478 and encodes 825 amino acids. NCBI's taxonomy places the organism in Eukaryota, Fungi, Ascomycota, Eurotiomycetes, Chaetothyriales, Herpotrichiellaceae. The record is from RefSeq and is a predicted model, not a curated record. The transcript has a single exon. Gene Ontology annotation, molecular function: microtubule binding; microtubule motor activity; ATP binding.